AUGUCUCUGUGCUGGAAUAAGACUUUUUUGAAGAUGACAUCAAGCUUCCAGAAAUUAUGUCACAGUCGUGAUUUUGAAGAAAGCUACACGCCUGUGCUACAGUCCGCGUCCGAUGGAUUCUUCAUGAACGAUUGCUUGUCAGCAGCGCUUGGAGUUGAAAUUGUCGCAAUUCAUCAUGGCAAUUUGGUCAAUUCUGGCACAUUUCUGUCUCAUUUCAGUCGAUACAGUCCCACCGAGGAGCUCAGGGAAAGGCGUUGUGCUGCGCUGCUCUCUGCUUUAUCACCACGUACAACCGAUAGUGCUAUGACUGCUGAUUUCGAACACGACUGUAAUCAGUUCGUUGUUCGUGUUGCUGUUUUAGACGGUGGGUUGUUUUCUGUCUUUCUG
Molecule: messenger RNA, 387 nt
Organism: Gongylonema pulchrum
Lineage: Eukaryota; Metazoa; Nematoda; Chromadorea; Rhabditida; Gongylonematidae
Source: the annotation of a GenBank genome assembly